Messenger RNA from Poecilia reticulata (guppy), 1249 nucleotides. NCBI's taxonomy places the organism in Eukaryota, Metazoa, Chordata, Actinopteri, Cyprinodontiformes, Poeciliidae. The record is from RefSeq and is a predicted model, not a curated record.
UCGUGUUCUGUAGUUGCAGCUGCUGUGGAUCUUCUCCGGUUUUGGUUCUGAUUCUAGUUUUCAGGAUUUUAUCUCGACAUGUCMUCCGCUGUGGGGCUUCGWGCUGCGGUGAGUUAACAUGUCUUCGUCUGUCUCCGUGUCUCUGUCCUCGUUGUCCAACGUGUCUCGGUUUGUCGCUGCAGGCCGCAGAGGAGCCUCUGAAGAAGGGGAAAAGCUCCGUAGCGGCUCCGAGGAGAGCUGCUCUCCUGGAGAUCACCAACAACCCCGGAGCUCUGGCCGACACCAAGGUAACACUGCGGGACCAGAACCCGCGGGUUCUGGGUCCAAACCGGCUGAAGUUCUGGGUCUCUGAAUCACGUGUYGUUAUGGUGACCCGGAUGUCUGACCCUCUGCUGCCGCCGCAGGUCCAGCCCGUGUCCCGCAGGAAGCUGCAGCUGGCGGGCGUGGCCGCCAUGCUGGUGGCCUGCAAGUACGAGGAGAUGUUCUGCCCGGAGGUGGGAGACUUCGCCUACAUCACGGACGACGCCUUCAGCAGGGCCCAGAUCCUGGAGAUGGAGCAGCUGGUGCUGAGGAGGCUCGGCUUCCAGCUGGGGCGCCCGCUGCCGCUGCACUUCCUGCGCCGAGCCUCCAAGGUGGCAAACACCGACGUAGAGAAGCACACUCUGGCCAAGUACCUGAUGGAGCUGACCCUCCUGGACUACCAGAUGGUCCACCUGCGGCCCUCUGAGGUCGCCGCCGCCUCCCUGUGUCUGUCCCAGCUGCUGGUGGACGGCCUGCCCUGGGUGAGUCGCCCUACCUGUCCCUCUGUCGGCUUCACCUAUUCCAGCUGGAAACUAGAGGUCAGGAUGACCUCUGACCUCGGAGCCACAUGAAGCUGGUUCCAAAGUGGACCUUGUACCAGCUGCAGAACAUUUCCAGGAUCGGAGAAACUCAUCCAGGCGUUUCUCUUUAGUGGCUUUGAUUCCUGCAGCAGCGUCUUCACAGGUCUGACUGACAGAUCAACGGUCCAGAGCGCUGCUGCUGCUGGAGUUCUGACUAGAACCAGGAUGAUGGCGACAGUCCUUGGCUGAGAGAAGAGACUUUGAACUACUGCUGGUAGUUUAUAAAUCACUGAUCUGCUGUUGUCCCAACCCUCCAGGCCGCAGGUUCAGCUGAAACACUGAGUUGCAGCUAAAACCCAGCUGGUUGGAGCCGUUUUGGUCCCGUAAUAAAUGGGACAGAAUGUUGGUUCCUGUUUUCUAGACUAAUG